Molecule: messenger RNA, 2162 nt
Organism: Rhodofomes roseus
Lineage: Eukaryota; Fungi; Basidiomycota; Agaricomycetes; Polyporales; Fomitopsidaceae
Product: MFS monosaccharide transporter
Exons: 15
Coding region: 184-1899 (571 amino acids)
Biological process (GO): transmembrane transport; carbohydrate transport
Cellular component (GO): membrane
Molecular function (GO): carbohydrate:proton symporter activity
Source: RefSeq, a predicted model, not a curated record
UCGGAGGACCCUUCAAUUCAACUCUCGUGUCGAACUGCUUUACAUACUAUCUGCACUUCAGCUCCGAUCUAGGUCUCAUACAACGAACAUAGUUCACGACUACCGAACUUGCCAGUUCUUACGUGCCUGAACGGGGCAGCAGCAUACGAAAGUACGCGGGUUCGCUACGGGUCUGUACACGCAAUGGGACUCCACGGUACUGGUUAUGCUGUUGUUCCAGCAGACGAUGUGGGCAGUGUACUAGAUGCGAACGCAUCGUCACAGGCCCUGCUUCCACGAGAAGCCCGGCUGCAUGGAGGCACGCUGGUAGUUCACCCGGAUGGUCACAGCUACACCUACUCCUAUGGACCCAAGGGACUUUCAGGCCUGCUCCACAACUACUACGCCCUCGGAUGUGCGGUGUUCGUCUCAAUAGGCGGACUGCUGUUCGGUUAUGACCAAGGGGUGAUCGCCAAUGUGUUGGUCAUGAAGGACUUUACGGAGAGGUGGCCGAUCGGAGCUUGGGAAAAAGGAGUCAUGACUGCUUUGCUCGAGCUCGGCGCUCUCAUUGGUGCACUAGCCGCAGGUGUGCUCGCCGACCGGGUUUCGCGAAGAAAGGCGAUCGUGCUUGCGUGUGUCGUGUUCUGUAUCGGGUCUGCGUUCCAAUGUGGCGCAGAGCGCCUGGCACACCUCGUCGUCGGCCGGGCCAUCGGUGGGCUGGGAGUCGGUGCGCUGAGUAUGCUCGCUCCUCUUUACAUGGCCGAGAUCAGUCCUCCCGAGGUCCGGGGCUCGCUCAUGGCCCUUGAGCAAUUCUCCAUCGUGCUCGGGGCAGUAUUAGGCUUCUGGACAGGCUUCUUCACACGCAAUGUGCCAGGCCCAAACUCAUGGCGCGUUCCUCUCGGAAUCCAGCUCGGUCCUGGCAUUCUACUCGCAGUAGGAUGUUGGUUUCUUCCUCCGUCUCCGAGACUGCUCGUCAUGCAAGGACGCACGGAAGAGGCUCUGCACGCGCUAGCAAAGUUGCGCCUCCGGACACCCGACGAGAUCCCAACAGAUCCUCUGCUCAAGGUCGAACUACUCGAGAUGCAAGUCGAAGCCCAGCUUGUAGCGCAGACCAUCGGCCUCGAGGACGACGUAAAGACCGGCACGCUCCAUGCCGAGGCACUCACCUGGGCGCGGCUCUUCGGGCGCAAGUACCGCAGGCGCACCUUCAUCGGCGUCAUGAUGAUGUUCUUCCAGCAGUGGAGCGGGAUCAAUGCACUGCUGUACUAUGGGCCGACGCUGAUGCGGGAGCUUGGCCUGCAAGGCGAGAGCGUGACGCUGGUGGUCUCGGGUGGGAUUGGGAUUGUGCAGUUCUUCGCGGUGUUGCCUGCGAUUGUGUUCAUUGAUAGGCUAGGGCGCAAACCUCUGUUGAGAGGCGGCAGCGCAGUCAUGGCACUCUCGCACUUUUGCAUCGCGACUCUGGUAUGGUUGUACGAUGAUGACUGGCAGUCACAUUGGUUUGCGGCCUGGACUUCUGUCGGAUGCGUAUACAUCUUCACUGCGGCUUAUGGCAUGAGCUAUGGACCGAUAGGUUGGGUCCUCCCGAGCGAGGUCUUCCCCCUCUCGGUUCGGAGCAAGGGCGUGUCGCUCUCCACCGCGUCCAACUGGUUCAACAACUUUCUCAUCGGUUUAGUUACGCCGGAGCUCAUGGAGUCAUCAGCCUCCGGGACGUUCCUUACCUUCUCCACCGCGUGUUUCGUAGGCUACCUCUGGUCGACCUACAUCGUGCCCGAGACCGCGAAUGUCUCCCUCGAGGAUAUCGACGCUGUAUUUGGCUCCUCAGCAGGCCGGGAGGAUGUGGAACUCAAGGCACAGAUUGAACGAGACCUAGGACUGCAUGAAGUCAUCGGUCAAUGGAGCGUGCCGGCGGGUCUGCGAUGACCGCGGAUAAGCUCCGAGUCCGGCGUGGUACUCGGUGCGCCCUGAUUAAUGAUUGUCGUCCUUGUCUUGGCUUUCUUUGCGUCAGUAGUCGACGUUUGGGAUAGAGGGAAUAGUUGGGUCUAGGAUAAUUGUAUCGUAUAAGUAGCUAGUAGGCCCCCGUACUACCAGCGGCGGGGCAGCAGGGGGCGUUGUAACAACUUGAACAAGAGUAGAUGAUAUUGUGGCUAGUAAAGUACAUAAUGAUGAUAUUGUACGGUUGUUAA